CAAAAUCUUCAUUCGCCCACAACACAAGCAGAAGAACAAAAACAAAACAAAGCACUCGCUCAUCGAACUCGGUAGCGCGUUGCUGACUCGGAGCGACUGAGUUCGUGACUCGGACGGAGCACAGAGAGAGAGAGAGCGAGUCAAACUCAGCACCACCAUGGCUGGUAUUGCUCGUGGACGCCUCACCGAGGAGCGGAAGUCAUGGCGGAAGAACCACCCCCAUGGUUUUGUGGCGAAGCCGGAGACGCUGUCUGAUGGUACCAUCAAUUUGAUGGUUUGGCAUUGCACUAUUCCUGGAAAAACUGGGACUGAUUGGGAUGGUGGCUACUUCCCUCUUACACUACACUUUAGUGAGGACUACCCUAGCAAGCCUCCGAAGUGUAAAUUCCCACAAGGUUUCUUCCACCCUAAUGUUUAUCCAUCAGGAACUGUUUGCUUGUCUAUACUUAAUGAGGAUAGUGGGUGGAGACCGGCCAUUACAGUGAAGCAAAUUCUUGUGGGCAUCCAAGACUUACUUGACCAGCCAAAUCCUGCUGAUCCUGCCCAGACAGAAGGCUAUCAUCUAUUCAUCCAGGAUGUAGCAGAGUAUAAGAGAAGGGUCCAACAGCAGGCAAAGCUAUUCCCACCUCUUGUCUAGUGCUAUAUCGGCUUACUUUAGAAACUUUUUAAAGUAUGGUAGAUGUUGUUUGCUCUCUUGUUCUGCUCUAAGACUUAAAACUGUUCUGUUCUGUGAUUGUUGGCUGCCAUAAUAUGCAGAGACCAAUAUUUUUACUAUUCAUGCUUAUUCUCAGAUCUGGAUGAAGUGUUAAUAUAUAUAAACAUUGUGCAAGUCACCCAAUGAAUACUUGGUGACACAUGCUGUGCCUGAUGUUUGCUACUACAUUUCCAUAUAAAUGGAUAAUAUUACUUUAAUGAAUUAUAUGACUGCUUUGUUGGAA
Lotus japonicus is the source of this 938-nucleotide messenger RNA. Its product is annotated as SUMO-conjugating enzyme SCE1-like. Bases 158 to 637 code for a protein of 159 amino acids. The transcript has 5 exons. Gene Ontology annotation, biological process: protein sumoylation. NCBI's taxonomy places the organism in Eukaryota, Viridiplantae, Streptophyta, Magnoliopsida, Fabales, Fabaceae. Gene Ontology annotation, molecular function: SUMO conjugating enzyme activity. Gene Ontology annotation, cellular component: nucleus. The record is from RefSeq and is a predicted model, not a curated record.